Molecule: messenger RNA, 2080 nt
Organism: Chiroxiphia lanceolata (lance-tailed manakin)
Lineage: Eukaryota; Metazoa; Chordata; Aves; Passeriformes; Pipridae
Exons: 3
Coding region: 1080-1733 (217 amino acids)
Source: RefSeq, a predicted model, not a curated record
AGACAAAGGCUGCGCUCAGCGCGGGCGGGCUGGACCUGCGGGUACCCCCGCGCCCCCACACGCACGCUCCGGCUGCUCCCCGCCCUGCCCUCCACCUCUCCGGGAAGAUCCAGCAGACGGAUCAAAGCUCGCCUUUUUGCCAUCGAAAGGAUUAACUCCCCGGGGAGCAGCGGCGGAGGCUGAGCCUACGCUCCCGCCACGCAUCGCCUGCUGCACGGCGCACUCAGGAGUUGUGGAGCCAACCUCCCGACAGCUAAUCCCCCUCCCUGCUGGAGCCGGGGCGGCUGGGGAGAGCGAGCCGGGCUGCUGGGCGAAGGGACAGGAGGGGAAGAGGACGGGGAGGAGUGUGCACACACACACACACACUCACACACGCAGGCGUGCCCGCACUCCCCGCAGACGGCGGGCAGCGGCACCGCAUCGGGGGCUGUGUGCGGGGAGCUCCGUAGGGAGCCGAGCGCUGAAUAAAACAAGCUGGAGCAUCAGGCGAGGGGAUCUGUUCGCUUGGAAAAGUCUUUAAGGAAUCGAUCGGGAGAUGCCGGCAAAAGAAGUUGGUGAAAGCCGGGCUGGAAGGGCCGGGAGCUGCGCGCCUCCGGCUCCAUCAGACGCCGGGAGCAGCUGAACUUUGUGGGGUUUGAAUCUGUGUUUCUGUUCUGCGAACGCUUCGGGAGAGUCACAGCGCGGCAUCGCACACCUUGCGCCUGACCGAGCCUGGGGAACAGCAAAGGGGGGAUUUCUGUCUCUCCAAGGACCAUCACCCGUGGAAAAAAAAAAAAAAGCUGGAGAAAGGCAAUUUAUCUUUCUUUUCCAGAUGACUGAAAACACCCACAGGAUCCUGUCUCUCCGGUUUUCAUCAGUGAGUAGCAUCAGGGAGAGACGGCUGAGGAACAAAAAUGAUAUCAGUCAAAAUCAUUCCAGCAUCUGCUUUUUCCUAAGGAACUUCAUGCCCAUAGGGGGUUUCUAUGGGCAUUUCCAGGAGUGAUACCGAGGUACCACAGAUGCAUCCCUACUGGAUCAUGUAAGAAUUUUCGAAUUACAAACCUACCCCAUCAAGACCUUCUCUGCCCGGUUUGCAGUACAUGGUUUGGUGUAAGUACAGCAAUUCUCGCCUCUUUCUCUCCUUUUUAAGUCUCUUGAGCUUGGAGAUCUCUUUCCUCGUUGCAAUUAUGAUUAUUUGCAACAUCAGUGCCAUCAAAGAUUGGAGCACUUUCCUCUCCCAGAUCCUCCCCAGCGUUAACAAGACUCUGAACUUGGUACAGCAAGUGGAAGCCACCACCAGCUCGGUGGUAAGUGUCCUCCAGGACCCUGAGCAGGACAACUACCUGUCCAAUAGCCAGUCCAUGAACUCCAGCAACUUCACAGCUGGCCUGGACCACUUGUUCCAGUACUCAUACUCGGACAAUGACCAGCUCUACAAGGAGUACAAACCCCCUCCUCGAGAUGCCAUUCCUCUGCCCAAGGCUGUCCUCUACCUUCUCAUGGCAGCCCUGGUGGUGGUGGCAGUGGCAUACGCCAUCGUCGGGCAUCUCAUCAAAGACCUCAUUUACGACUUUGUAGACUGGAUCUUUGGCCCCAACCCGGACGACAACAGCAACAAGAGCGACAUCAACUGCAUCAGCAACAGCGUCAACGAGAUGAGCGAGAUGCCCGAGGCGCCGCGGCACCGGGACCGGCAGCCCCAGGACGUGGUCAUUGCCAUCGGCGAGACUUGCCACUUGCCACAGCAGACGUGACCGGCGCGAUGUCCGGGCCAGGCGGGAUGGAGCAGCGGGAUGGAGCAGCAGGAUGGAGAGCAGGAAUGGAGCAGAGGGAUGGAGCGGAGGGCUGGAGCAGUGGAACAGUGCAGCAGCCACCUUGCAGGACCGGGCAGUGAGAGGAAGGGAUGGGCAGAGCCGGCACUGCGGAGCAAAGCCCUUCUCCCACUGGCUUUGCCUCUAAGGACCUUGCUGGGGUGGGUGGCAUUGCCCCUUCUCCCAGGCUUGUCAGCCCUGUCCUGACAUCUGCCCGUGGGUUUGUGACCCCUUCUUUGUUCCCUGUGAAUAGCGAAAAAGAAAAAGCAAAUGCAAAAUACACCCACCAA